UCUAUCUCGAUAUUAAGACAAGAAAAUUUUUGUGGGAUAUGCUAGCCCAACGUAAAAAUUUGAAAACAUCAAUGUUAAGACUUAGUUUACACGCGAUCUAAGACAUCGAAGGGUUCGUGUGGCCAAGCAUACAUCUCGGCGAUGCUGCCUCAAGCACUAGUGGAGGAUUAGCAACUCACUGCUCAACAAUGCAUAGAUCUUUAGAGGCCAUCUUCUCGAUCGAUAGCAAAAUCCCACAUGGAGUGAAACUUGGACGUAGAUAUUCCGUCGACUUGACGCAUUUAACAAUCACGAAACCCUCGCUUGCACCCAGGCUAUCGACGUCAAAGCCAAAUCUCAACAGUAAUUCGGUUCAAUCUAUUCGACAUUUAAUCAAAGCGACUUGUAUCGAAGUAUUCACUGCUUCAGAGAUUUCUUCGCCUCUUCUUGCCAGCGAGGCUAGCUGUUAAUUAUUCACUCUGAAGACUACUAACAAUUGCGACAAGUAACAGGUAUUCAAUCAUGCUGCUCUCGUUGCCUGUAGCCACUCUAACAACCGCAGUCAGGAAUCUGGUGACCUUCCCAUGGCAAAAUGGGAAUGGUGGUUAAGCGUAUUCUUUGAGUAUCUUCAUAUUCCGCAUGGUGUCUAAUCGUCUGGCAUGAUUUGGAGCAUACAGACCAGUUUACUGCGUGUCAUACCUUGCUGUUGCUCAAAUGUUGAGAUAUUUCUGGCCAGGCUAAAAGUGAUGAAACGUUCUUAUCAUCACUGCUUCGGCUCUCGAGGAAAAUUUGCUGUUAUAUCACGCUGGAAUGUUGAAGCGCAGCGAGAAAUCUUUACCUGACGUCAUUGAAACGAAGCAGCACAGCACCUCACUUCACCAUGUAAGGUAGAAUAGACUGUUUACAUUGGUAGCACUAGUGAAAAUCACACAAGAAACGCAAAAAUUCAUCUUUAUAUCGUCUCCAGACUCUCAUCACCGUUUGGAUCGGCCAAUAAUGUGACCACUCUGGUUCGAGCUUGUGCUGAAAAUUGCAACCGCCUGCGCAAGACCUGUAAAGUAUACAUAGUUUUCAGUCAGUUCAAGAUCGCCUUCGAGCGAUGAAAAUAAACUAGAUAAGCUGUCUCUCCUAAGUACGAGCAGGAUGUUCU
Plasmopara halstedii is the source of this 1129-nucleotide messenger RNA. RefSeq lists its product as uncharacterized. The transcript has a single exon. The coding region runs from base 189 to 449 and encodes 86 amino acids. The record is from RefSeq and is a predicted model, not a curated record. Lineage: Eukaryota; Oomycota; Peronosporomycetes; Peronosporales; Peronosporaceae.